Messenger RNA from Cuscuta campestris, 1286 nucleotides. The record is from the annotation of a GenBank genome assembly. Lineage: Eukaryota; Viridiplantae; Streptophyta; Magnoliopsida; Solanales; Convolvulaceae.
CGUUCUCUCUCUCGCCCAAGUUCUUCGCACGGAAGGAAAGAAAUCUUCGCUAGCUGAUUCCUCGCUGCAAAUCUUCACGCUGAAAGGAAACGAAUUGCCAUUCAUCCCUGAUUCCUCACAGCGUUGGAUUACGGAAGGAAAGAAAUCCAGCGGCCAAACUCAGAGUAAAUCUGUAUUCAUCAGGGAAGCCGAAAUUCUAACGAUAGAGCACUGAUUUCGCAUUUAAAGAUGUCAUCUUCCGCAGAAGUUGGAGUUUAGAUGUUGAAAUGCCCCUUGGGGCCAUUCAGAGCAAAUUGGAUGAAGAAGAGUUGGUCAUUCAAGAUAUGCUGCCCACAAUUAGAUGAAGGGACAUGUGUUUAUGUGAUUGGUAGCUCUUUAAAGCUGGGUCAAUGGAAGGUUCAAAAUGGAGUGAAGCUCAAUUACUCGGGUGACUCAUUUUGGCAAGCAGAUUGUGUGAUGGGAAAAGAUGACUUUCCUUUGAAAUAUCCUUUAGGUGCCUUCAUGAUAGGAAGGGCGGAGCACUAUCUUUGGAACAUGGUGCUAAUCGGGAGCUUUCUCUUGACUUCACUAAUAGUAGUCAACCAAAAUAUGUGAUCCUUUCAGAUGGAAUGAUGCGGGUAAUCCCUUAACAAUAUAUGUCUUUUAAUCUCUUGGAUCUCUCCGUGUUAGAGUGUUAGAUCUUAAUCUGUCCCUAACUCAUCCCAAAAGGAUCUCCAAGAGUUGAGGUAUGGGAUACCUUGAGUCCCUUGACAUUGCAUAAUGUUGACAGUAGCAGGAUUUUUUAAUACCAUUUUAAAUUAGCCCUAAUGCUUAUGCACAUUGAACUACACUCCAAAAAUCCUCUACAAAUGAGGUUUAUCUAACACUUAAGCAAUACACUCAGACCCAGUGAAUGACGAAUGUGUGAUGCUCAACAGUAAAUGAUGAAGUAUGAACUGAAAAGGGACAUGAUUUUCUAUGUUAAAAUGAAUUUCCUUGGAGAGGCGCGGGUGUUGCAAUCCCGAUGUUCUCUGUGAGAUCUGAAGCUGAUGGAGUUGGGGAUUUUUUGUUGCUGUCUCGAUUCCAAUUACUAUUUUAGUUCAUCAAACAGAAAGAUUUAUUUUUUGCUGGUGGGAUUUAAAGCUUCUAAUUGCCGAUAUUCAAUGAACAAGCAAAGAUUUCAUUUUUUAACCUAGAUUUUAUUCUACAAAUAGAGAAUGAAUAUUAAUGUGGAAAAUACUAAUUUCACAGAUUCUUUAGUAGCAAGAGACCAGCAAAUAGUAAUAAAAUAAUACUGUAUGCCUUAU